CCCGAUAAUGAUGCUCAGGCAUUAUGAUUGACCCUGUUGCCUAAAUCGCCAUAAAACAUGACUGUUGGGUGGGAAACGUUGGAUGUCGGUGAACAGGCAUUAGUGUAUAACCAUGAAGGAUCUGCGAGAAUAGAAGAUGGACCUAAAAGGUUGUUCUUAUGGAGAGAGAAGUUUCAGAAGCUGACACGACAUGCUGCUGACCAGAAACAGUACCUAGUGGUCAGUUACAAAGAUGGGCGUGUCGAGCACAAGAAAGGACCAUGUGUGAUGUUUAAGAAUCCAAUCGCACAUAAUUCCAUCACCAUUGUCAACAUGAGAUCCUUGGAUGCCAACGAGGCCCUGGUUGUGUAUCGAAAGGAGGAGAUAUCUAAAGAAGUGACCAGAUACAUCCAAUUUGGUCCAACUCUGUUUACUCCUCAGGCAAACGAAUGGCUACACACAUUUUCAUGGCAUGGUACAGACCCCAACAACAAAACUCGUGUGGUACCAGGCAUUCAGAACUUUGAUGUACUCAAGGUUAUUCCUGACCAGUUGUAUUACAACGUGGAUGAAGUCAGAUUGAAGGAUGAUGCUGCCAUUAAAGUCAAACUCAUGCUGUGUUUUGAACUGAGAGACAUAGAUACAAUGUUGAAUGCCACUAAAGAUCCUAUAGCAGAUUUUAUAAACUGUGUGUGUGCCGAUGUGGUCGCCUUUGGAUCACUCUAUACGUAUAUAGAAUUCAUGGAGAAGGCCGGGGAGUUAAAUAAUUUGGAGAACUACAUACAGUUGAUGGAGCGGAGUAAAAGUAUUGGUUACACAAUCACCAAGGUGAUAUAUCGUGGUUACCAUGCACAUGCCAAACUUCAACAACUCCACGACAAUGCUGUAGAAACAAGAACCAACCUCAAAAUCAAUUAUGAAAAGGAGGAACAGAACCAAGUGCUCACUGACAUGAAACUAGAGAGUGAGAAAUCACGGAAAGAACUACAACAAAAACUGGAAGUAGAUGCCUUGAAACACAAAUUUACAAUGGAGAAGGACCAAAGGAAACACAAACUUGCCCUGGAGUAUGCCAAGGCUGAGGAGAGCAACAGACAGUGGAUAACAGACCAGCAGUGUAAACUACAGGCUCUUUGUGCCAAGAAUCAGCUGACCAGUGAGCACUAUAACAGUCUGAAAGGUGUGGGAGUCAACCUAGACACCUACUCCAAGAGCUUGAGUGGACGGCCAGAAAAAGUUGUCAAAAUAGUUACAGAAAAAAAUGCUGCAAACUUCCAUCUACAUCACAGCUGAAAAUGACGCAUAUUUCAAACUUCACCAGAGCUAAAAGUGACGCAAACUUCAAUGUUUGCUAAAACUGGAAAUGAUUAAAAUUUCAAUCUUUACCAAAGCUGAAAGUAUUGCAAACUUGUAUCUCUCUACACACUUAAAUGCUUUAACCAUCUUCACAACAACAACAACAAAAAUACUCAGACUUUAAUCGACACCAAAGUUGUAAAUGCUGCCAAAAAUUAUUGCAGAAGAAAAUACUACAAGCUGUGAACUUUUAGCACUACUAGAAAUACUGCAAACAUCUAUCUUUUCAGCAAAAUGGUACCAUUAUGUUACAGACAUCAGUCUUCAUCUUGAAUGAAAAUGAGACAGUUAAAUUUUUAUCUUUAAUGUAGAAAUAAGAAACUGAAAAGAUCUUCUCAUGAUUGUCUCCCUUUUUGGUUGCUCAAAAUAUUUCUGAUACAUGCCUAUUAGGCCUCUUGUUGUUAGUUAUCAUUUGAGACCUUAAUUCUCUUGUGAAGUUGAAAUGUUAUGCAGAAGGGUAAAGAAGAGAAUUACCUUGACUCAGGUAAAAUUCAUACUUAACACAUUUUGUUUUGUUUUGUUAUUAUGUACCCUGUAAUCUAACCAUGCCGUCAAACAGAAGUGAUAUAACUUUAUUAUCAAAACUUCAGUAUUCUUGCUGUGGCCUCUUUGUAUAGACUACCUGAUUCGCAAUUGUUGUAAAAUAGAUUUAUAAAGUCUAUGUAUAUGUACGAUUGAUGUUUCUGUAAUACAGAAGACCUUUGACUAAUUCCAAGGUGUUGUAUCUCUUAGACAUUCUGUGAUAAUGUAUGUGAUAUGGUAUCCAUGGGGUAUUGUUUAUUAUAUUUCUAUGAUCAGACUUGAUCAGACUUGAUCAGAAAUGAAAAUUAUAAGUGUGAAGUUGCCAGUGUUGUAUUUGUUACUAACACCAUGUUUGGUGUGAGAAAAUCUUAAUUUCUUUUCAUUUUCAUUUUUCAAAAUCCAAAUUUGCUUAAUAAUUAAUUGAAUUUUUGAAUUAUAGUUUAAACAUUAUGCACUCAUUUACCAACAAUGUUUUUAAAAAAAAUAAUGAUAAAAAAAAUGUAACGGUUACAGGAUCACUGUCCUGUAACAUCCAUAAUCAUCUCGUUAUAUGGCAAUAUCUGACUUGAUUAUCAUUGGAUAAAACAGGCCCGCAGAUUCAUUACUCUAAAUCAUCAUGGUCACCAUGCAAUAAUGCAUGUGAAGUUAACCUUAUGUUUUGAUAACACCUUAUACCCUAAAAUAGAAACGGGAAAACAAUCCGUUACUUUUAACAUCUAUUUCAGAUUGGUCACGAUAACGGAUGUUAAUGUCAUUUUCAGUUUUCAAUAAAGUUUCAUUUGGUUUUUUUUAUCAUUAUUAUUAUGAUGUUACUGAUUUUUGUGAUUUCACUAAUAAGUCUAAGCAAUGGGAACAAGACAGAAAAACAAAAACAAAAGAAUCAGGACAAUAUAAUAUUACAUGUACCUCUAUUUACUUACCUCCCCUUGUUUUGGCUACCGUUCACUAGGUAGCUCAUUCAGCAUGUUUAAAAGUUUGUGUCAUUUUUAUAAUGAUUGCAAUUUAUAUGUGAAUAAUUAUGUUAGUGUAAUGAUGUAAUUGUGCAAUGUUUGAUGUAUAUAUUAUAACUUAAUUAUCUAUGUAUAUUGUGAUAUAUUUUGUCUUGUUUAUUGAAAAGAUUUAAUAAAAUCAAAAAGCAGCAGAUCUGUUACGAGAGUAAUACUUUUAGUUUACCUAGCCCGAAUUUGAUAUACUAAGGGCAGUGUUUUUUCCUACCAUUUAUAUCUAAUUGUAACAAUUAACUAAAUUCUAACAAUUGUAGUAUGAAGCUUUAGUUUUACAUUUGUAUUUGUAUCAUUUUUCUAAAUAAAUAACCAUGCAAUUUAA
Molecule: messenger RNA, 3183 nt
Organism: Pecten maximus
Lineage: Eukaryota; Metazoa; Mollusca; Bivalvia; Pectinida; Pectinidae
Exons: 14
Coding region: 58-1272 (404 amino acids)
Source: RefSeq, a predicted model, not a curated record